Molecule: messenger RNA, 705 nt
Organism: Tripterygium wilfordii
Lineage: Eukaryota; Viridiplantae; Streptophyta; Magnoliopsida; Celastrales; Celastraceae
Exons: 2
Coding region: 1-705 (234 amino acids)
Source: RefSeq, a predicted model, not a curated record
AUGAGACAAUUUAAGUUGAAGGAUCUCGGUGAGUUGAAAUAUUUCUUGGGUAUAGAGAUUGCACGUUCUAGCAAGGGGAUUGCUAUUUCACAACGUAAAUAUGCCCUUGAAAUACUGGAGGAUGCAGGCUACCUUGCUGCUAGGUCAGUCAACACUCCUAUGGAACAAAAUUUAUCCCUCAACAAGACUGAUGGAGAGUGCAUCAGUGAUCCUUUUUCUUAUCGAAGACUUGUUGGAAGGUUGAUAUACUUGACACUUACUCGCCCAGACUUAGUGUAUGCUGUCCAUAUUCUUAGCCAAUACAUGGAUAAGCCCCGUACUCCACAUUUGGAAGCAGCUUACCGAGUAUUGCGGUACAUCAAGCAAGCCCCUGGACAAGGUAUUUUAUUCUCUGCCACUAGUCCGAUACAGCUGAAUGCUUUUUGCGAUGCGGAUUGGGCUAGAUGUCGAGACACACGUCGUUCCACCACAGGAUAUUGCAUGUUCCUCGGACAAUCAUUGAUCUCUUGGAAAACUAAGAAACAAAACACAGUGUCCCGCUCAAGCGCGGAAGCAGAGUAUCGUUCCAUGGCUUCGGCAUGUUGUGAAAUAACUUGGUUAAAGUACAUUCUAUGUGAUCUUGGAAUCAAGCAUCCACAACCAGCUAGGUUGUAUUGUGACAAUCAAGCAGCAUUACAUAUAGCGUCAAAUCCAAAGGAAAUGUAG